AUGGAUGAAGAGCUUCAGGCCAUGGAAGACACAAAUAAUUGGUCUUUGGUGCCCCUGCCUGCUGGCAAACACACCAUUGGAUGCAGAUGGGUCUACAAAGUCAAAUGCAAAGCCGAUGGUUUUGUGGACAGAUAUAAAGCUAGACUCGGUGCAAAAGGAUACACCCAACAAGCUGGUAUAGACUUCAACGACAAAUUCUCACCCGUGGCAAAACUCACUACUGUUCGAGUGCUUCUGUCGUUGGCAGCCAUAAACAAAUGGUCUUUGCUUCAAAUAGAUGCUUUCCGUCAAUGGUUUUGCAAAUUCUCUUCAGCUUUGCUUAACCACCACUUCAAACAAUCGAGGCGCGAUUACUCCCUUUUCACCUAUGGUAGUGGCGAUCAAAUAGUCUAUCUCCUUGUAUACGUCGAUGAUAUUAUCCUGGCCAGUACAUCUAAGGACAUGCUGUACAAUUUGCAGAAGUUAUUGGAAUCGCUCUUCAAAUUGAAGAUUCUUGGUGAUUUGAAGUAUUUUUUGGGUUUGGAAUUGGCAAGAUUAGAUGAGGGAAUUCUUCUUAGCCAACGUAAGUACACCCUCAGCAUCCUUGAAGAUACCAAUUUUGCUGAAUCUAAGCUUACCUCUUUGCCUAUGGAACCCAACCUAAGGCUUAGUAGCUCAGAUGGGGAGUUGCUCAAGGAUCCUGCAAGCUAUAGAAGGCUUAUAGGGAGAUUGAUGUACCUCACCAUCUUGCGCCCGAACAUCACCUACACUGUCUCCACCCUUAGCCAAUUUCUGUCCCAACCUCACAGUGCACAUCUUCAUGCCCUUCAUCAUUUGCUGCGAUACAUUAGAGGCACUAUAGGGCAAGGAUUACUUUUUUCGGCAAACUCCGAGAAGAGACUAAUGGCUUAUGUGGAUGCAAAUUGGGCAGAUUGCCCGGAUACUAGACAGAGUGUCACUGGGUUCUGUGUGUUCAUUGGAGAUUCCCUUGUUGCAUGGCGAUCGAAAAAGCAGGCCACAGUCUCCAGAUCAUCUACAGAAUCCGAGUAUCGGGCCAUGGCAGUAGCUACUGCUGAACUCACAUGGCUGAAAGGCCUCCUGUUUGACUUUCAAAUUGAUAUUCUCUCUUCUAUGCUGUUUUGUGACUCUCAAUCUGCUAUUCACAUAGCAUCCAAUCCCACUUUCAUGAGAGAACUAAGCACAUACAAGUGGACUGCCACUUUGUGCUCGAAAAGGUGGUUACGAAGUUUAUUAGGCUCAUUCAUGUUUGGACGCAACAUCAACUAG
This is a messenger RNA of Arachis duranensis, 1266 nucleotides long. RefSeq lists its product as uncharacterized. The record is from RefSeq and is a predicted model, not a curated record. Lineage: Eukaryota; Viridiplantae; Streptophyta; Magnoliopsida; Fabales; Fabaceae. The transcript has 2 exons. The coding region runs from base 1 to 1266 and encodes 421 amino acids.